ACUCCCAUUAUGCAGAACAUAAACAAUGUGACUGAAUUUAUCCUCCUUGGUCUCACCCAAAAUGAUGAACUGCAGAAAAUAUGUUUUGUGGUAUUUCUGUUCUUCUAUCUGGUCAUUGUGCUGGGAAAUCUCCUGAUUGUUGCUACUGUCAUCUUUAGCCCCCGUUUGAAUUCUCCCAUGUAUUUUUUCCUCAGUUACUUAUCUUUUGUAGACAUCUGCUACUCCUCUGUAACAGCUCCAAAAAUGAUAGUUGACUUCCUUGCUGAAAAGAAAACAAUUUCAUUCAUUGGCUGCAUAGCUCAGCUCUUUGGAGUCCAUUUCUUUGGCUGCACCGAGAUCUUCAUCCUCACAGUGAUGGCCUAUGACCGAUAUAUUGCAAUUUGUAAACCACUCCACUAUACCACCAUUAUGACCAAGCGGGUAUGUGGGCAAAUGGUGGCAGCCUCAUGGUUUGGAGGGUUUAUGCACUCAUUGGUGCAAACUGUUAUGACCACACGUCUUCCAUUUUGUGGGCCCAAUGAAAUUGACCAUUAUUUUUGUGAUGUUCACCCAUUACUCCAAUUGGCUUGCACAGAUACAUAUAUUGUUGGCAUCAUAGUGGUUGCCAACAGUGGAAUGAUUGCUCUGAGCUGCUUCCUCAUUUUGGUUGUGUCAUACAUUGUCAUCUUGGUCUUCUUAAGAACUCGCUCUUCUGAAGGACGUCGCAAGGCUCUUUCCACUUGUGCCUCCCAUAUCACAGUGGUCAUUUUAUUUUUUGGUCCAUGCACCUUUACUUAUAUACGCCCUUCCAGCAACUUCUCAGAAGAUAAGACAGUGGCUUUGUUUUACACUGUCAUCACCCCCAUGCUAAACCCAUUGAUCUACACACUAAGAAAUGAGGAGAUGAAGAACGCUAUGAGAAAAUUGUGGAGCAAGAAAAUAUUCUUCUCGAGUGAGAAGACAAAAAUGUGA
Molecule: messenger RNA, 951 nt
Organism: Sceloporus undulatus (fence lizard)
Lineage: Eukaryota; Metazoa; Chordata; Lepidosauria; Squamata; Phrynosomatidae
Product: olfactory receptor 4S2-like
Exons: 1
Coding region: 10-951 (313 amino acids)
Biological process (GO): G protein-coupled receptor signaling pathway
Cellular component (GO): membrane
Molecular function (GO): olfactory receptor activity; G protein-coupled receptor activity
Source: RefSeq, a predicted model, not a curated record